AUGUCCAUUUCUGGGACUCUUAGCAAUUAUUAUGUCGACUCCAUUAUAAGUCAUGAAAGUGAAGACUCGCCUUCAGCUAAAUUUUCAUCUGGGCAAUAUACGAGUUCCAGGCAAGCUGGGCACAAUGAGCAUCUAGAAUUCCCCUCCUGUAGUUUUCAGCCAAAACCUCCAGUUUUCAGCGCCUCCUGGACUCCUUUGAAUCCACAUUCUUCUGGUACCCUUCCUGCCGUCUACCAUCCAUAUAUUCAACAUCAAAGCGUCCCAUCUGACGGCAGGUAUCUACGGAGCUGGCUGGACCCCGUGCCCCGAGCAGAGAACCUCCCCGGGCAGGGAGCCGUUAAGGCAGAGCCGCUGCUGGGCCGUCCCGGGGAUGUCCAUAAACAGGGGACACAGGAGUACAAUUUAGAAACUUCUGCUGCAAGGGAAGGGAUCGUUUCCAAUCAAAGGCCCAGCUUCGAGGACAAUAAAGUUUGUGAAGGAAGCGAAGACAAAGACAGGACAGAUCAAAAGUCCAGAGAGGACAAAAGCUGGAGCGAGUCAUCCUUUCUCCUCCAGAGAGCUGGCUCCGGCAGCAGAGACCACUUUACCAACCCAGCUGCCAGCUGGCUGCACGCCCGCUCCUCCCGGAAAAAACGAUGCCCUUACACCAAAUACCAGACCCUGGAACUAGAGAAGGAGUUUUUAUUCAAUAUGUACCUGACGAGGGACCGUAGACACGAAGUGGCCAGACUCCUCAACCUGAGUGAGAGACAAGUCAAAAUCUGGUUUCAGAACCGAAGGAUGAAAAUGAAGAAAAUGAACAAGGAGCAGGGCAAAGAAUGA
This is a messenger RNA of Melopsittacus undulatus (budgerigar), 822 nucleotides long. It is a transcript of the gene HOXB9, whose product is annotated as homeobox B9. Gene Ontology annotation, biological process: embryonic skeletal system morphogenesis; DNA-templated transcription; proximal/distal pattern formation. The record is from RefSeq and is a predicted model, not a curated record. The coding region runs from base 1 to 822 and encodes 273 amino acids. Gene Ontology annotation, molecular function: DNA-binding transcription factor activity, RNA polymerase II-specific; RNA polymerase II cis-regulatory region sequence-specific DNA binding. The transcript has 3 exons. Gene Ontology annotation, cellular component: nucleus. NCBI's taxonomy places the organism in Eukaryota, Metazoa, Chordata, Aves, Psittaciformes, Psittaculidae.